Molecule: messenger RNA, 1642 nt
Organism: Megalopta genalis
Lineage: Eukaryota; Metazoa; Arthropoda; Insecta; Hymenoptera; Halictidae
Gene: Fkbp39
Product: FK506-binding protein 39kD
Cellular component (GO): chromatin; nucleolus
Molecular function (GO): peptidyl-prolyl cis-trans isomerase activity
Source: RefSeq, a predicted model, not a curated record
AGUCAGUGUAGAUGUCGGCGGUGUCAUACGAACACAAGCAUAGCAGGCUACAGAUUUCUAAGUACACACACACAUAGGAUGGUUAUUCAUUGCGAGCGAGUUGGCGCGAGACAGUAAGGGGUACCUGAUUUGUAUUGUUCGUUAGACAAAACCUCGUGUCACAUAUAUCCCUGCCUCUACGAGUUUAUAGAUUUUAGAUCUUGUUAAUACUUGUUUUCAUUUGGGCAGAACCUAGAUAAUUAUAACAGCCAAAAUGUUCUGGGGCUUAAUAAUGGAACCGAACAAACGGUAUACGCAAGUCGUCGAAAAAUCAUUCCACGUGUCGAUGGCGAGUUUAGACCUCACAGCGGCCGAUGAGAAUUUGGUGCAAGUAAUGUUAGGUUACGACAAUAGGAACUAUUUACUUUGCAGUUUAAAAAAAGGCUCGACGUGGCAAGUACCACUCGAUUUAAAUUUUCAAGAAGGGACUAAAAUUGCGUUCACAUGUAACGGUCAAGGUCAUGUGCAUUUAACCGGUUAUGUGAUAUCCGACGAUGACAUGGAUUUAGAUGAACUGGAAGAUGAAGAAGAGGAAGAAGAAGUACCACAAUUGGUUGAUAAAAAAUCUAAGAGGAAAGCUACAGAAUCAUUGAAGAACGAGAAUAAUGCUAAGCGAUUUAAACAAGUGAUAGAGACAGAAUGUUCGGGAGAUGAAGAAAUAGAUUUGGAUGGUAGCGAUUCUGAUGGUUCGGACAGAGAGGGCGAAGAUUCUAAAGUAAAUCAGGAGGAAGGAGAAAACAGUGACGAAAGUGGAGAUGACAAUGAAGAGGAACAAGAAGACGAACAAAACAAGUUAAGGCCUCAUCAAAAGGAUAAAAAGAAUAAGCAACAAGAAAAGAAGAAGGAAGAUAUAAAUAAAUUAGUAAAUGGCAAAGAUACGAAAUUGGAUCAGCCAAAUAAACAGAAGAAAAAUAAGGGAAAACAACAGCAAUCGAAUGAACAAAAUGCUCAAAGUAAUCCGAAGAAAAGGCUAGUCGAAGGUGGAGUACAAAUAGAAGAGUUGAAACUAGGUAGUGGUACGCUGGCAAAAGCUGGAAGAUUUGUAUCUGUAUACUACGUGGGUCGAUUGAAGAAUGGAAAGAAAUUCGACUCAACGACGCAAGGAGAAGGUUUUAAAUUUAAAUUGGGAAAGGGUGAAGUAAUCAAAGGAUGGGACGUUGGUAUCGCAGGAAUGAAAAUUGGAGGGAAACGACGUAUUACGAUACCACCAACUAUGGCUUAUGGUGCAAAGGGUUCACCUCCAGUUAUUCCAGGCAACGCUACACUUGUAUUUGAAGUUGAACUUAGAAAUGUCCAUUAAAAAUUACAUAUAUUUUAUCGGCUUGAUGUUUCGUUGAGCAAUCUAUAAUGUAUUUUGAAACAGAGAUGGAAUAUCCAACCAUCUUCUUUAAUUAUCCAACUUGAAGAUAUUGCGACUUUUAAUAUAUUUUAUACUAUACAAUAUCACAUUUAGAUUCUUAUAUAGUUCAAGUGUGAUGUACGAAUGUAUUUGAACAUAGCGUAACGGAUUAUUAAUUAUGAUUAUACAUACAAUUUCUGAAAACAUUCAACAAUUCUGAAAUGAUUUGUUAAGCAUUGAAUUAAUAAAUAGCGUUUACAAGUA